ACUACGACAUGUUUUCCACGAUCCGAAGUAGCUAAAGCAAACAAACUUGAUUUUAGGUCUUAUUCAAAGCAGUGGAGAAUAAAUGAAGGCUACGAAUAGCUGUGUGGUGAUAAUGCCCAUGAACCUGUAACGACUGUACGCAAGGAUAAAAUACGAAACAUUUACUUUUUACGAGUUCGUUUUUCAGAUGUGUGCUGGUGGUGUAGCUAGCUAGCUAAUGUCAAAGCAUGUACUCAGCUGCUGGUUAGUUUUAAUGCAUGGUGUGAUCUGACAAUAACCUACUAGUUGUACACCUGGUGCAAUAUGGGACGAAAGAAACAGGGCAAGUUUGUCCGUCCUGACAACAAGGGCAAAGACAAACGGCAUAAAAUGAAGGGGAAGUCCUUAGAAGCCUUUACAGAAGAGAUGCACACUGCUUUUGAAGCGAGUCUUCACCUAGAGGAAGGAGCAGAGGCCCCUCAGGUGAAACUCCCUUGUCCUCUUGCCAUGUGGGAGUUGGGUCACUGUGAUCCCAAACGUUGCACCGGCAGAAAGUUAGUCCGCAAAGGGUUUGUACGCAACCUGCGCCUCAAUCAGAGAUUUAAUGGUCUCAUCCUGAGUCCAAUGGGCACGAAGUAUGUGACACCAGCAGACAGAGAGAUUGUGGCUCAGAAUGGGUUAGCAGUGAUCGACUGUUCCUGGGCCAAACUGGAGGAGACUCCCUUUAAUAAGAUGGUUGGAACUCAUCCCAGGUUACUGCCGUACCUCGUAGCUGCAAACCCUGUCAACUACGGAAAGCCUUGCAAGUUAUCUUGUGUUGAGGCUUUUGCUGCUACAUUCUGCAUUGUAGGUUUCGAAGAACUGGCAGUGCUCUUGUUAAAGAAAUUCAAGUGGGGGACAGUGUUCCUGGAGCUCAAUAGAGAUCUGCUGAACCGCUAUGCUGCAUGCCAGUCAGAGGAAGAGCUGCUCUCUGUAGAGAAGGAGUUUCUCACAUCCAAACCAGAGGAGGAGGAGUUUGAUCCUUUUGAUGUUAAUUCAGGAGUAGAGUGUAGGAAUCUCAACAGACAUCGGUGUGCACCAGAAGAUGAUGAUUCUAGUGAGGAUACGGACACUUCAGAGGAUAACGAAGAUGAAGCUGAAGAUGAGAAAACGGAGAGCAACGAUGAGUCAAGAACAGUCUCACAUCAUCAUGAAGAGGAAGAGGAUAAGUCAAAGUCAUCGCAAUAAAGUGUAAUUCAACUGUGGAUCUAUUUAAUACAAGUAUUGACAAAACUUGUUUUAACAACUCAUUACUCCUACAUAAACUGAAGGCUGUUUUGAGCUACACGGUUUUGUAUAAAAAAUAUGAAAAUAUGCAAUAAAUUGUAUUUUUUGAUGUAAACAGACUAAAUAAAUGAUUGUUGCAAC
Molecule: messenger RNA, 1386 nt
Organism: Toxotes jaculatrix (banded archerfish)
Lineage: Eukaryota; Metazoa; Chordata; Actinopteri; Toxotidae
Gene: tsr3
Product: TSR3 ribosome maturation factor
Exons: 6
Coding region: 304-1206 (300 amino acids)
Biological process (GO): maturation of SSU-rRNA
Molecular function (GO): rRNA small subunit aminocarboxypropyltransferase activity
Source: RefSeq, a predicted model, not a curated record